AGCAAAUCAUCAAUGGGAAAACAACUCACUUUAUAUUGAAAAUAUCAUGUGUUAAGAUAUUCUUGGAAACUCUCAUCUUUGUAUAUAUACAUCUUCUAUCUCAACAAAUCAAUACAUUGAUGGCAUCUUCCUCAUCGUCUUCUCCUUCUGCUCCGGCCUUUUCUUUCCGGUCAUGGAAGUACCAUGUUUUUCUUAGUUUUAGAGGAGAAGAUACUCGCAAUUCUUUUGUGGGUCAUCUCUAUUCAGCACUUGAACAAAAUGGGAUAUACACUUAUAAGGACGAUGAAACACUUACUCGGGGUGAAUCAAUCGGUCCAUCGCUUAUGAAGGCAAUCGAAGAAUCACAAAUUGCCAUCAUUGUAUUCUCUGAAAACUAUGCAAACUCAUCGUGGUGCUUAGAUGAACUUGUGUAUAUUAUGAACUGCAAGAAUACUAGGGGCCAAAUCAUUCUACCCAUAUUUUAUGAUGUGGAUCCCUCUGAAUUACGAAAGCAAAAAGGGAAGUAUGCAGAAGCGUUUACCAAACAUGAGUUGGAGAACAAGACCAAGGUUGAAUCUUGGAGAAAAACCCUUGUGGAUGCAAGUAACAUUGCUGGGUGGGAAUCGAAGGACAUUGCCAACAGGCAUGAAUCCAAGUUUAUCAAAGAAAUUGUCAACACAAUUUUACCUAUGUUGCAUCCAGUAACUUCAAGUGUGAAUGACAACCUGAUUGGAAUAGAGACUCGCAUGCAGCGCUUGAAAUCAGAGUUAAAAAUCGGGUCAGGCGGUGUGAGUAUGAUUGGAAUAUGGGGGGUUGGAGGUGGUGGUAAGACUACUCUUGCAUCUUCUAUUUAUAGUGAAAUCUCUAACAACUUUGAUGGUUGCUGCUUUGUUGAAAAUAUUCGAGAGAAAUCAAGUAAGUAUGGUUUGGAAAAUUUGCAAGAAAAAAUUCUUUCUGGUGUUUUGAAGCAAAAUAAAGUGAAGGUUGGGAGCAUUGAGGAAGGAAAACGCAUGAUAGUGGAUAGGUUAUGCCGUAGAAAGGUCUUGAUUGUUCUGGAUGAUGUUGAUCACCUUGUCCAACUAAAAGCAUUAGCUGGAUCACAUGAUUGGUUUGGUGAAGGAAGCCGAAUUAUAAUCACAACUAGAGAUAAGCAUUUAUUAAAUGCACAUAGAGUAAAAUUGAUGCACAACAUUAGGUUGUUAAAUGAUGAUGAGGCUAUUAAGCUCUUUUGCAAGCUUGCACCCCAGGAUAACAGACCUAAGGAAGAUUAUGAACAGCUUUCAAAAGAUGUUGUUUCUUAUGCUGGGGGGCUCCCACUAGCACUUACAGUUCUCGGUCCUUUUCUGUCUGACAAAGACAUUGAUGAGUGGGUGAGUGCUUUAGCCAGACUGAAACAGAUCCCAAAUGAUGAUAUUGUGGGAAAGCUAAAAAUCAGCUUUGAUGGACUUACAAAGGUUGAGAAAGACUUGUUCCUUGAUAUUGCAUGUUUUUUUAGGUGGGAGAAGAAAGAUAGGGCAAUGGAGAUCCUUGAUGCUUGUGGUUUUCAUCCUGGUAUAGGAGUGAAGGUGUUGGUACAAAAGGCUCUCAUAACCAUUUUGGAUGGAAGGUUUGAUAUGCAUGAUCUGGUGCAAGAACUGGGACACCACAUUGUUCGAGGGGAAGACCCUAACUAUCCUGAGUUACAUAGUAGAGUCUGGAAGAGGGAAGAUGUUCUAACAAUAUGUGCUAUGGAUGCAACCACGGAAGUUGACAUGAUUGAAGCAAUAAGAUAUGAUUCUGGUACUAUAUAUGGAUUAUCACAUCUUCCUCCAGUUGUUGCAAACACGAAGAACCUUAGGUGGAUUGAUUGGCAAGGUGAUCUUGCAAGUCCAUUGCUUACUAAAUUUCCACAAAGAAAGCUUUGUUGUCUAAUAUUGCACGACAGUUUGCAAAAACAACUUUGGGAGGGUUAUAAGAAUCUGCCAACUUUAAAAAUCAUAGAACUUUAUGGUUUGGAUAACCUACUCAUCACACCUGAUUUUCGUGGACUUCCGAAUCUUGAAAGAUUCAAACUCAUUGCAUCUUCGCAUUUAGAAGAGAUUCAUCCAUCGAUUGGACAUUUGGAAAGGCUUGUUUUCUUAUCUAUAGAAACUUGUUCCAGACUUAAGAGGUUUCCACCCAUUACCCGACUAAAGAAACUCAAGACCCUUUCAUUCUCAGAGUGCCCUGGACUUUUUAAGCUCUCAGAGAUCCAACAAGAGAAGAUGGACAAUUUACCACAUCUUCAUUUAGAUAGUAGUGGUGUUACAGAAGUUCAGAAACCAGGAAAGGGCAUUAAUGUAAAAUAUUGGUUAGAGGGGUCUUCUUUACCUCGUAACAACAUGAACCACAUACGAUUAUGCUUUUUUCGCAGAGACUUAAGAACGUUGAAUCUCAGCUUGUGCAAUUUGGGAGAUGAAGACAUCAGCUCUUCUGUUUGGGAAUUGCCCAACUUGCAAGAACUCGAUCUUUCAGCAAAUAGGUUUUCACGAUUAUGUUUUAGUCUCUUGAGACUUCCUAGGCUCAAAUUUCUCAAUGUGACAAACUGCCUAAGCCUUGCAGAAUUGUCAGAGCUCCCAUCAAGUAUAGCUAUUCUAAUGGCGGAUGAGUGUUUGUCACUUGAAAGAUUUGGAGAUAUUUCAAAGUGUAAAUGGUUGUGGAAACUCUCGCUUCAUGCUGGCUACAAAGUAGGUCCACUUGGUGGUGACUUAUUACUACACUCCAUGCUCCAGGCUUCAAAGAUGGGGUAUUUUGUAGACUACGGUGAUGGCAGACUCCGACGAAGACAAAAGCUGAAGAGGGAGAAACAGGGGAGGAGUGGCGGAGCAAGCCAAUCGAGAGGAAAGUGUCAAAGCCUCAAACAGCACGAAGGGAAAAUAAAGAAAAUGACUCGGACAACUAUGUUUUUUCUUUGGACCCAACCAGGGGUUAAACAGACCGAGUAAGGGCCUCAAUGCUUUUAUCAAACAUUCUGAUUGUGGACCGAUUCAGUAAAACCUUCUGACUGGACCUAGUCAGAACAAAUCAAACAACCCCUUAAUAGCAUUGUCAUUACCCUAUUGGUGAGUUUCUAUAUAUUAUGCUAUUUAUUAAAAUUAAUUUUUUGUAUUUCUAAUUAUCUUUUGUGGGUUCUACUCUUUUUACAGCCACAUCAGAACUCUCUUAUCUUACAUGCAUUUAUCGAUAUUUUUUGUGACCAUGGGACCAUGGAUAAAAUCAAGACAGUAAUCAUCCCAAUAUUAAAAAUUAUUCUCUUCAUAUGAAAGUAGUAUUAAUUCGCACCAUCAUUUGGUAAAUAUUUUUUACAAUUUUUUUUAGGUAUUUGAGACUAAACCAAGUAGGAAGAUACUUACAUUUGUGGUGAAUUUCUUUGUGGUAUAUUAUCUCUUAGGGUACUUUUGUUUGUUAGAACUAUGAGUAAUAUUUCAACAUUUAGGUAAACAUUAAAGUGAGUAAACUAUAGGUAGAUUUUUUAAAGUAAUUAGAAGAAAUGCAAGUUGGAGGCAAUACAUGUGAGUGUUCACCAGUUGAUUACCCCAUUUCCUUUUUUUAUAUUACAUUGUUGCUAACUAUGGAUUUAAAGUCUUGUUUUGAUAUGUUGCUGAUAUUGGUUCAGUUGUGUUCUUUUUAUCUUAAUCUUUCCAUAAUUAAAAGAAAUAUGCUUUUUAUUCAUUAAUUUUACAGGGUUCUAUAUGCAUGACACUACCAGUUGAAUAUAUGUAUAAAGGGAGUAAAGACUUGAAUUUUUCUUGUUUCAUAACAAAAACAUAAAUAAAAUCAUUUAGGUUCUAUUUGAUGUGUGGUAAUGGUGGCGGUGACGGUAACAGUAGGUGGAUGAGGGUGGUGGUGGUGACAGCGGGGGUAGGUGGUGGCGGUGGUGGUGGGUGAUGGUGGCGGUAAAAGAACAAUUAUGCUUAUUUUUGAGCAAACAAAUUUCAUCACCAAUUCUUUUGAAGGGGUUAGCUCUCAUUUUCACACAUAAUGGCAUUUUACUUAUAGAUUAUUAUCCAUAUUAACAUUCUACUCACAUUUUGGUAUCAGUAAUAUUAAUUAGUGACUGAUAACUUACAGUGUCCUUAAUAGCAUUUUGAUUUUUUUUUCUAGGAGGACUCUGAAGAUGGUAAAGAAAAUGGAGAAUCCAAUGACCCACAAAGUACAUUGCCCUUUGUUAGAAUCUUGGAUUUUGACUGAAUGAAUUUCUGUAUGAAUGGAUGUAAAUGACUAAUACUCUUCAUAGAGGCUGCACUUUUUGGGUAAAGAUAGGAUAAUGUUCAUGAUUUUACAGUUGAACGUAUCUCAAUAAAAUCUUCCCGUUUUAUCCA
Molecule: messenger RNA, 4319 nt
Organism: Lactuca sativa (garden lettuce)
Lineage: Eukaryota; Viridiplantae; Streptophyta; Magnoliopsida; Asterales; Asteraceae
Product: disease resistance protein Roq1
Biological process (GO): defense response; signal transduction
Molecular function (GO): protein binding; ADP binding
Source: RefSeq, a predicted model, not a curated record